Seriola dumerili (greater amberjack) is the source of this 1796-nucleotide messenger RNA. RefSeq names its product cytochrome P450 2J2-like. The transcript has 9 exons. Gene Ontology annotation, cellular component: intracellular membrane-bounded organelle; cytoplasm. Gene Ontology annotation, biological process: xenobiotic metabolic process. Gene Ontology annotation, molecular function: iron ion binding; heme binding; oxidoreductase activity, acting on paired donors, with incorporation or reduction of molecular oxygen, reduced flavin or flavoprotein as one donor, and incorporation of one atom of oxygen. Lineage: Eukaryota; Metazoa; Chordata; Actinopteri; Carangiformes; Carangidae. The record is from RefSeq and is a predicted model, not a curated record. The coding region runs from base 124 to 1605 and encodes 493 amino acids.
CAUAAGUGUUACGUAACAUAACAUUCCCUUGCUGUUCCCCUGUUUUUCUUUUUCCAGUUUCCUGCACUCCUCUCCCAAAUAACGUGCAGGAUCAAACAGUGGACCUUUUGAAAUAUCUUCAUCAUGAUUUUUCAAGCGAUUUUUGAUUGCAUGGACUUUACUGGUUGGCUCUUGUUUGGUUUUGUAUUGUUACUUUUGACUGAUGUGGUAAGAAACUGGAGGCCUCACAACUUCCCACCUGGACCCUGGGCUGUGCCUUUUCUAGGAAAUGUCUUCACUGGAGUUGACUUCAAAACAAUGGAGAAGCUUGCUCAGGAGUACGGCCCCGUGUUUAGCUUGAGGAGAGGCAGCGAGAGGAUGGUGUUUAUUUCAGGAUACAAGAUGGUCAAAGAAGCUCUUGUCAACCAGCUGGACAGCUUUGUUGACCGACCUGUCGUUCCUCUCUUCCAUGUUGUCUUCAAGGGCCUUGGCAUAGCUUUGAGCAAUGGUUACCUGUGGAAGAAACAGAGGAAGUUUACCAACACUCACCUGCGUUACUUUGGAGAGGGCCAGAAGUCGCUGGAAAAAUAUAUUGAAGUGGAAAGCAACAUUCUUUGUGAAGCUUUCCAAGAGGAACAAGGAAGACAAUUCAACCCCCACUACACCAUAACCAAUGCAGUGAGUAACAUCAUCUCCUCUGUGGUCUUUGGACAUCGCUUUGAAUACAGUGAUCAAAACUUUCGCAAGGUUCUGGAGUUGGACAAUGAGGCCGUUUUGCUCGCUGGCUCUCCCCAAACACAGCUGUAUGAUGCCUUCCCUGGCUUGCUGAAGUACCUGCCAGGACCUCACCAGACUUUCCACAGCAACUACAAAGAGAUCGUGAUGUUCCUGAGGAAGGAAAUAGAGAAACACCAGGAGGAGUGGAACGCCAAUGACCCUCGUGAUUAUGUCGACGUUUACCUGGCGGAGAUGGAGAAGAAAAAAGAGGAUCCUUCGGCUGGCUUCAACAUUGAAACCCUGCUGAUUUGCACCCUCGACCUGAUCGAGGCCGGGACAGAAACAGCUGCCACCACUUUACGCUGGGCGCUCCUUUACAUGAUACACUACCCAGAGAUACAGAAGAAAGUCCAGGAAGAGAUAGACCGAGUGAUCGGACAAUCUCGCCACCCCACCAUGGCCGAUAGGCCCAACCUGCCCUACACUGACGCUGUCAUCCAUGAGGUCCAGAGGAUGGGAAAUAUUGUUCCGCUGGGAUUCCCCAAAAUGGCCAGCAAAGACGCUACACUGGGAGGAUACUUCAUACCCAAAGGCACAGCUAUUGUGACAAUACUAGCAUCUGUGUUGCUUGAUAAGAAUGAAUGGGCGACUCCAGAUAACUUCAAUCCUGAGCAUUUCUUGGACUCAGAGGGUCAGUUCCGAAGGAGAAACGCUUUCUUGCCAUUUUCAGCGGGUAAACGUGUGUGUUUAGGGGAGCACCUGGCCAAAAUGGAGCUGUUCCUUUUCUUUGCAUCCCUCCUCCAGCGCUUCACCUUCUCUCCCGCUCCUGGAGAGAUGCCCAGCUUGGAGGGUGUGCUGGGCUUCACCCAUUCCCCAGAGGAGUUCAAGAUGCUAGCCAUACCUCGCUGAUGUUCUCCACUCUAAACAAAAAGCAAGCAUCGCUGAGCAGGAUCAAUAUAUUCUUCUUCAAGACCAAAAAAAUCAAAGUGGAACUUGGAAAACAUUUUGCCCCCAGAUGUAAAUAAAACCCAAUUACCUUCAAUGUGGUUUUAAGACUGUGUUGUUGUGCACAAUAAAAACUAAUUAUCAUUUUACCCAAA